UCCUCUCAACCCGAAAGUCAUGGCCAUGUUGGUCGGCCCCAAUCUGCUCCGCCGCCUUUUACGUUUACAACCUUCCGCCAUAGACGGCGGAAGUGGACUUAUCAUAUCGGUCAUCCACCAGUUCCGAUCACACUACAGUACAACCGCCGAGUUGUCAGCCGAUCACCCAAACGAUGAGGGAAAUAGUGAGAAGAAAGAUAGCAAAUGGUUCACGCUACCCCCAUUUGCUAAAACCGUCAAUGCUUCGGUAUUGCGAGCCAAACUAGCCGGAAAAUCUCAUUUGAAAGAGGCUGAUGAAUCGACGGCGAUCAAGUGGGUUCUGAAAUGCUGCCCGGAGCUGCCCAGAAGUCUAGUACAAAAGCUAUUUCGUUUAAGACAGGUUCGACGAGAAUCCAAAAUCGUGGAGGUUUCUGAUGAUGAUUCUCAAGUACAAAGGAUUCAACUUAAAAGGGUUGGAGCGAAGGAUUCAUUGAACAUUGGAGAUAGAAUCUUUCUUCCCAUUACUGUCCGAGAGUUUCCAGAGGAGAAACAAGAACAUGGCUGCACCGAUGAAGAAUUGAACUUUAUCCGAAACCUGGAGCUUUAUAAGGAUCCAGCCAUUAUUGUUCUCAAUAAGCCUCCGGGGAUGCCAGUUCAAGGUGGUAUUGGCAUCAAAUGGAGUUUAGAUGAAUUAGCAGCAACCUGGUUAUGUUAUGAUUACUCAGAACCACCUCGCCUGGUGCACAGACUUGACAGAGAUUGCAGUGGCAUAUUGGUGAUGGGGAGAACGCAAACAAGUGCCAGAAUUCUUCAUUCUGUAUUCCGCGAGGAAACAAUUGGUGUAUCAGAACAUGAUUUUGACAAUGAGAAAAGAAUCUUGCAAAAGAAGUAUUGGGCACUUGUCAUUGGGUCUCCAAGGCGCCCCAAGGGAACAAUUUCUGCUCCACUUCGAAAGGUGGUGGUGGAUGAUGGGAAAUCUGAUCGAAUCACCGUCUUUGACAAUACCAAGAUUAUGUCAUCUCAACAUGCAAUAACAGAGUAUAGUGUCAUAAAAACAUCAUCUCAUGGCUACACAUGGUUAGAGCUGUCUCCUCUCACUGGAAGAAAACACCAACUUCGGGUACAUUGUGCUGAGAUAUUGGGAACACCAAUUGUUGGAGACUACAAAUAUGGGUGGCAAGCUCAUAGAAGGUGGCAAAAUUUGCCCGAGUCUGAUCUUGGAAAGAACUCAAAUGAGAAGUUUUCAAAGGAAAAUAGUCUCCCUUUUGGCCUCAACAUGAACAGUGGAAGCAUUUUGGAAAAGCGCCUACGCCUGCACCUUCACUGUAGGGAAAUGAUCUUGCCAAAUGUCUCUCAGGCAUUGCAAUAUCUGCAAUCGUCUACAGAUCAUGAUCUUUCAAAGCUCAAAAGCCUGGAAAUAGUUGCUCCAUUGCCUUCAUACAUGCAAAAAAGUUGGGAUAUCUUGAAUUCUUGAGCUAUAACUGGGAUCUUGCAAGCUUCCAAGUUUGCUAUCAAUUAUUAGUUACUAGAAAAUUUUCUACGCGAUGCUGCGGAAGAUUUUUUUUUUUUUUAAAUAUAUAUUUACAGCUUUUUUUGUAUUUUAAAAUACAUGUCAAUUUGAAUUAUUGAUGCAAGUAAAAUAUAAAAGAAUUUAUUAAUG
Molecule: messenger RNA, 1639 nt
Organism: Durio zibethinus
Lineage: Eukaryota; Viridiplantae; Streptophyta; Magnoliopsida; Malvales; Malvaceae
Product: RNA pseudouridine synthase 4, mitochondrial
Biological process (GO): enzyme-directed rRNA pseudouridine synthesis
Molecular function (GO): RNA binding; pseudouridine synthase activity
Source: RefSeq, a predicted model, not a curated record